Molecule: messenger RNA, 672 nt
Organism: Rodentolepis nana
Lineage: Eukaryota; Metazoa; Platyhelminthes; Cestoda; Cyclophyllidea; Hymenolepididae
Source: the annotation of a GenBank genome assembly
CUAGGAGAAAUAGUGGACAGUGGCACUCUCCGACAUACCCGGCUGGGCCAAGAAUCAGAAACAGUGGACAGUGGCACUCUUCGAUAUAGCAAAGGAGAAACAGUGGACAGUGGCACUCUCCGAUAUAGCCCCAAGGAGAAACAGUGGACAGUGGCACUCUCCGACAUAGAGGAGAAAUAACUGGGAGUAUACACUCAACCCACAUGCCCUCUGGAUUGGGAGUAUACACUCAACCCACAUGCCCCCUAUGUAGCCUUCCGAUUGCUUGGCAAAACACCUUCACAGAUUGGGAGUAUACGAGCCGUUGCUGAGUUUAGACUACGUACUGGACAACCGUUGAUGAGUUUAGACUACGUACCGAACACGAUUGCCUAUCAAAACACCUUCACAGAUUGGGAGUAUACACUCAACUCACAUGUACACCUUCACAGAUUGGGAGUAUACACUCAACCCACAUGGACCUUCACAGAUUGGGAACUGGGAGUAUACACUCAACCCACAUGCCCUCUGGAUUGGGAGUAUACACUCAACCCACAUGCCCCCUAUGUAGCCUUGGGAGUAUACACUCAACCCACAUGCCCCCUAUGUAACCUUCAAGAGGAAAUGGAGAAGACCCACCUGAUUCGGUGUCCCACAGGAGGAAAUGGAGAAGACCCACCUAAUUCGAUGUAA